Molecule: messenger RNA, 5303 nt
Organism: Lytechinus variegatus (green sea urchin)
Lineage: Eukaryota; Metazoa; Echinodermata; Echinoidea; Temnopleuroida; Toxopneustidae
Product: ubiquitin-conjugating enzyme E2 Q2-like
Exons: 1
Coding region: 388-1710 (440 amino acids)
Source: RefSeq, a predicted model, not a curated record
GUAAGUGCACGGAGUUUGUCCUCCUUCACCGAGUACAUAACUUGGAUCGGAGUAUAUAUUGCCAAGUGAGGCCAUAAAAACUUCAAUCGACAUUUUGUUUUUUACUCCUCAUCGAUUCGCUUAUACCACAAAACACUUUUAAGCGCCCAUAAGUUUGGUGAAUUAAGUCAUGCAGAAUUUACUACUGACACGAAAAACAGAUUCUAGUCUAUCAUCCUUAAGACAGUUUUAUUGUGAAUCCAGUCGUGAGCAUCUUUUAUACGUGAUAUCAAAGAUGUGAUAUUUCUACAUUUUUGUAAGGAUACUACAUUGGUGGUGAAGUGUGUAAGUUGGCAGAGUCGUGUGGACUGUUGAGUACGGUUCAAUAAUUAUGGAUGCCAUUAUUUUAUGCUGUUUGACUUAAAACGUCUGUGCAAGACAACCAGGGAGCACACACACCAACUUACAAUGGCCGAAUUUAUUGGUAAAUACCUAUGCCCGUGCCUCCCACUGGAAAACGUCAGUGGGCGAAGAAGUGCCAGAUCCAAGGUUAGAGCCUUGGCCAGGAAACGCCACAAAAACAAUCAAGGUGGACAGAUGAGUACGAGUGGGGUGGAAGAUUCGGUGACAAUCACUCGAAACGGGAGCCUUACCAUAUUUUCGAUCUCGGGAGCAGGGGACGAUGUUCAUGGCUACGGGGAUGCUCUCCGGGAUAAAGCCGAGCUGCCGGGAACAGUAUCCACCUCGGAUGAUAAAGAAGCAAGCACGGAGGAACUCAAAUACAAUGUUGCGGACGGCACUAGGGUAUUAUCAACAGAGACAUUAAUGAGGAUUCCACAGCCCAGCAAAGCAUACGUUAGUAAUGUCAGGAUGAGAAGGCUCAUGAAAGAAUUCAAAGCGGUGACGAAAAUUACCGAGGAUGCAAGGAAAAUGGAAUCGGAGGAAAAUGAACGACGUGCAAAUGAAAACUUAGAUGUAGACCAAAAUAAAGAUGUAUUGAAAGAGGAAGUUCACACCAAAGACGGUGAGAAGAGUGAAUUGGUAGAAGAAAAUUCUGAAGCAAAACUAGAGAGCAGUGAAAAUAAAACCGACAAAGAAGAUGAUUCUGCAAAGGAAUGUAACAAUAAAUCUGAAAGUGACACAGAAGCUGCAGCUAGUUGUUCCACAUCUACGGUAGAUGACACGAAAGAGAAUAGUGAAAGCCAAUCACUGGAAGGGGCAGAGGCAGUCAAAAAAGCAUUAUCAGAUGGUGGCUUCAUGACUAAUGAGAAACUAACAGGACCACCAUACGAGGUGGAGUUAGUCAAUGAUAGCCUGGCCGAUUGGAAUAUCAAAUUGUUUCACGUCGAUCCAAAAUCGGCUCUACACAAGGACAUGAAAAAGCACAACUUCGAGUACAUCCUGUUCAAUAUGACCUUCCCUGACAACUUCCCCUUUUCCCCACCGUUCGUCCGCGUUGUCAGCCCACAUGUCGAAUACGGUUAUGUUCUUGAUGGUGGUGCCAUCUGCAUGGAACUGCUCACUCCGCAAGGGUGGUCUAGUUCCUACACCAUCGACGCCGUCAUCAUGCAGCUUGGUGCGACGCUAAUAGCGGGGGACGGUCGAAUCGUGCAGUCUGGGUUUCGUACUGAGGUCCCAUUCAACAAACAAGAGGCUGAGGUCAGUUUUCGCGCCAUCGUGGAGACGCACGAGCGAUAUGGAUGGCAUAAGACACCAGGAGACAACAGUUGAUCGAAGAGAUUAGAGUUCUUUGUUUUUUAAUGUACGGUUAAUCUUAUAAUCACCUUGAGGAUAGUUUGUUUCGGGAAACGCAUAAACGAUGGAAUGCAUAAUGCAAUGUGAUGUAAAUUCAGCUCAUUGUCGUGGCAAACUACCACAGUAAGGAGCAUCACUGAAGCUUUUGUUUCUUUGAUAUUCGGUGAUGUUCUCCAUUGGAAGCACAAUUAUGAAUGGGUGAAGUAAAUCCGACGAAGGAUAGGGAAUAAUGUAGUGCGAGUUAAGCUGUGAGCGACGAUCUGAUCUUUGUCGUCCCGAGGCAACCCUAAAGCCUUCUGGAGAUUAUGAAUGUCUUUCACCUCUUUACAUUUGUAGAUAAUGCAAUCAAAUUAUAUGUCACCGCAGCAAGACGUCAUCAGCAUUUUUAAACUGUCAUAUUAUUUUGUACAACAUUACUUCACUAUUUGAAAAUAAAGGACUGUAAGUUAUCACUGAAAAGUUUUUCAAUUUGCAUCUGUUAUCAAGUAUCAUCAAGUUUUCUUCUUGAUCAUGCUUGAAAUAUUCUGUCUAUUACACCGAAUUAUGCACGUAAUCAUGGUAGUGUUUUGGUAAGAAGUAUUCAUCUUUUCAUUUGCGAGUUUUCAUCGAUAAAAAGCAAAAGUUUGUGAUGCCCACGAAAUCAUUCAAUUUCUUAUGGGAUUGCAUUAUUAGUAUUAAUCCAAUAAAGGCAAGAAAAGGUAUACCAAUUAGGUCGACCUACAUGUACUUGGGCUUAGUAUCAAUAAUGGAUGUUCUUAUCUUGAAACGUCUUAAUGAGGUAUCAACUCUUUUCUUUAUUACAUUUUUUAUACCAAUGCAUUGACCUAUUUUCAAUGAUAACAACACUACGUGUAAUGUAAGCUUACUCUUUGCUUACAUCUAAUGUUGCUAUGUCCGGAAAUCCUCUGGCUAAUCUGCAGGAUGCCAAGUCCAAGCUUUGUUAUUAUAUCUAAAAUUAUCCUUUUAAUAUGGUACAUACCACAUACGCACGAGUUCACCUCACUUCGUAAUUGAUUACAGCAUCACACUGUGAAUAUUUUGGGGUUUAUAUAAUAUUAACAAUAAUAUUCUUAUCAAACUUAUGACAAUUUGACUUAAAAGUCAAUCCUUGCAUCUGAUUAGCUGAUUGAGUAAAGGUCCGUCAGUAAUGAUCCACAAGUUUGGCUGUAAAGGUGAACAAGUUCAUAGAAGCAGUGAGUGGGGGAGAGGUAGAUUAUUGGUGAGAAAUAUCAGAGUUGUAAUUAUGAAAUGAAUAAACCUGUGAUGUAUCGGCAACAAGGACGGCAGAUUGCAAUGUGGAGAUUAUGAAGGAUUCUAUUACUUUGAGAGGUUAUUGUAAGCGAUAUACGAUCUGAGUAAACAUAACAUGAUUUCAUUACACUACUUCAAUUUAUAAGAAAACAACGCCGUAGCCUGAAAAAUCAUUAACUUCUGUUGGAUAUUGGCCGUAGGGUGUAAGUAAGUCGAACCGACUGAGCAUAAUUAGUCUUUAUCCGGAUAAAUCUAAUGCAUACUGCACUCUAUAAAGACUGAGUAAAAAUUACCCAAUAUUGGGUAGACAGGCAACAAGCAUGUUUGCCGGGUAUUUUAUUCACCACAUUUUUUGCUAUUUGAACGCAACAUUGCGUAAAAUGUAUAAAAUAUUUGUUAUCUUUUUUAACCAACAUGCCUGUUCCAUUUUUAUCCAAUAUUGGGUAAACUUUUUUUUUAGAGUGUAGACACGUUAGAUAAUCGGAUGGACGGUUUCAUCUUAGGAUGGUAAGGUUCAUUAGUACUCAUUUACAUCCAGCAAAUUGAUAUCUAAUUGCGCUGCCUAUAUGGGGAUGUUAUUUUACAACCCUGCCAAUAGUAGUAACAGAAUAUUGCAAGCCCAUUAAGUUCCCAGUCUGUGCAUAUUCCAAUUCUGAUUCUUUUAGUUGUCAUGGAAACGUAACAUCUGAUUUUGUAUGAAUGGGUUCUUAAUUAUUAAGAUGGACUCACUGUAAAUGGGCCUUGGCCCAGGGUAAUGGAUGUUGUGUAUAGCAGUAUAUCUGCUAGGACUUUCUCUUUUCGUUUCCUGAUUCAGAAGCUUUCCUAGGAAGCCCUAUCAGAGAGUUCGCCUCCAGAAUCUUCUAUAAAAAGGUUAUUUUUAUUCUUAGAUUAUUUUUUCAGGCAUGGCAGGAGUGUUUUGUUCUUGAAAACAAGGCAGACAAGUUCUGAGUUUAGUUUAUCUACUAUCUCUGACAGAAUCUAAAAAUUACUUUUAUUGUCUAGAAGUAAACCCAUCAUGCUAACAGCGAAGAAUUGACAUUUUUAACAAAAUUGUAUUAAUUGUAAUUAAUGCUAAAUAUAUCCCAUUUUGUAUUUCCUCUCAAUGUUGCCUUCUUUCUAACGUUGUUACUGCCAUUUUAAAGAUUAUUAUAAAGUUUGAGUCUUGUAAUUGUUUCUAACAGUUUAUGUGAUUGGAACUUUCGCGCCAAUUCAACAGACCUCUAAUUGUUUUACCAUAGCAACGAGAGAUUCAGGAUAUCAUAUACUGGAAUGGUUACACUACAAAAAAGUCCUUGAGUAUCUAGGUCUAUUGUAUAAAUCAAUUAUGAAUUUGCAACGAUUCUGCAUUCAUAUUGAAACAUUUUCAUGAGGUAGGGCAUUUUAUCCUGUCUAGUUAAUUUGUGACUGGUAAAAUACACGGGAUGUAAUUGUAAAAAAAAUGUAAAAGUCAGUUAGCGCGUAGUACGAGCACUCAUUUCAGUAUGAUAACACUCGAUUUGAUUCAGUCAUUUUUUCUGUUGACAGAUUAGAAAAAAGUGAAUUAAAAUCAACUGUAGCAAAAAGGUACAGAAAUCCCUGUAUUACUGACACAAAGAACAAUUAACCGGAAUUAUUUCAUAGGCUGAAAAUUCAAAAAGAUUAGUUAAAAGCCCAGAACCAUUCACAUUCUGAAAAAAAAAGAUCAGCAUCAAUAAUAAAUGGAGCCGCCUAUAACUCCCGAGCCCCAGCUAUAUACGCUUACAACAGAAAGUACGCGUAGUUGCUAUUGCAAUUACAGCGAGAGGGUCCUGUCAAAUAUUUAUACAUCAUAAUUGCAAUUCCGUAUUAUUUUUGGUAUUACAAGCAGCCUUGACUCGUCUAGAUACAUUGCGAUCGCAUAAUACAGUGUUGCAUUCUCGAGAGAAUCUAUAAUUAUAAACCCAGGAUCGCACUGAAUUGAUUAGCCUUGCCUCGAACAAUAGGCUUUUUCGUAUCACUAAUUUGAAUUUAAAGUGGGUUGUUGCUACAAAAGAUUUUAAAAUCGGUGGAUAAUCUGAAUAGAUGUAUGGAGUUUUAUUUUUUAAUAAGAUCAUAUUCAAUGAUAGCGAUUAACUGAUUAAGUCUUUCUUAUCAAAUAGAUUAUUAUGUAGUCUGCCAUCAUCAAGCUUCUCAAUAUGUAAACAAAUUACGCCCAUGUAUUUAUCAUUUUAUUUCAUUUGAACUUUCGUAGCUUUGUCUUUGUUAAUAUUAAUCAGGGUAGGUAUAUAUUACAUGUUUUUUCGACAAUUUGUCGUUGUUGCGAUAAAUACACAAUGAAUCUGACGAAUACACCGUAUUUU